Molecule: messenger RNA, 5434 nt
Organism: Oenanthe melanoleuca
Lineage: Eukaryota; Metazoa; Chordata; Aves; Passeriformes; Muscicapidae
Gene: CGN
Product: cingulin
Exons: 22
Coding region: 234-4241 (1335 amino acids)
Cellular component (GO): myosin complex
Source: RefSeq, a predicted model, not a curated record
CCCCAUUCCCAUCCCCCUGGAGCUCGCUGGCCCCGCCCCUGCUCCGGUUUCGGUUCCCAGAAAAAACCGGAAAAUCCGGAAAAGCCGCUCCCGGAUUUUGGGGCGGCUCCAAAUUCCCGGACUUUGACCCCAAAGGAGCCCCCGGGGGAGGAGCCGGGGGCGGAAAUUUGGGAAAGAUCCCAAAAAAAAUCGGCCCCGAGGGGAAAAAAACCGACCUGGGAUUGUUUGGGGCCAUGGCGGAGAAGGCUCUGGACCACGGCGUGCAGAUCCGGUUCAUCAGCGACCUGGGCGAGGCGGGCGGGCAGCGAGCGCCGCGGGCCAGGGGCGGCUCCUACGGGGUGGCCGUGAGGGUCCAGGGCAUCGCUGGGCAGCCCUUCGUGGUCCUCAACAGCGGCCAAGGGGGUGGAGAAAGUUUUGGGGUUCAGAUCAAAGCGGGGAGCCCCGAAACGGCCCCGGGCGUCAGAGGUGGGAGUCCCGAAACGGCGGCGAAUUGUGGAAGCGGCGGUUUUGAAACGGGGAAAAGUUCUCAUGGAACGGUGAAAAAUUCUCAUGAAAUGGUCACAGAUGUGGCAAGGAGGAGCCCCAAAUUGGCCACAAAUGUCACAGGUGAAGUGGUCACAAAUCCACCCGAAGUGGCCCCGAAUGUCCCAGGGAGGAGCCCAAAAAUGGCCCCGAAUCCCAGAGUUGGGAGUCCCGAAAUGGCCACGAACGUCCCUGGAAUGGCCACGAGUUUCAGAGCAAGGGGUCCUGAAAUGGCCCCAAAUCCACCCAAAAUGGCCCCAAAUCUCAGAGCUGGGAGCCCCAAAACGGCCCCGAAUGUCACAGGUGAAAUGGCCCCAAAUCCACCCAAAAUGGCCCCAAAUCUCAGAGCUGGGAGCCCCAAAACGGCCCCGAAUGUCACAACCUGGAAUUCUGAAGUGGCCCCAAAUCCUCCUGAAGUGGCCCCAAAUUUCAGAGCCUGGAGCCCCGAAAUGGCCCCAAAUUCUCCCGAAACGACCCCAAAUGUCCCAACCCGGAGCCACCAGGGGGGAUCUGCAGGGGGAGAAGAAUUUUGGGAUGGGGAAGGGCCGAGAGUCCUCAAAUUUUUAGCUGAGGGAAGAUCCCGAGGGAUCCCAAAAUCCUGGGAUGAGGAAACUUCUGGGAGGAUCCCGAAAUCUUCGGAUCAACGCCUGGAAAAUCCCAAAUCCCGGGAGCAGGACGGGGGAAAAUUCCGAGGGAUCCCGAAAUUUUCGGAUCAGGAUUCAGGAGGAUCCCGAGGAAUCCCGAAAUUUUCGGAUCAGGACUCGAGAAGAUCCCAGGACGCCCCGAAAUCUUGGGAUCGACGCCUGGAAAAUCCCAAAUCCUCGGAGGAGCUUCGCCGAUCCCAAUCCCACGGCGACCUCGCGGGAAAAACCCGGGAAAAAAUUCCCGAAAAAUUUCCGGGAAUUCCGGGGGACGUGGACACGGAGCCGCUGGGCUCGGUGGAUUCCCUGAUUUCCAAAUUCGACUCUGGGAAUUCCGGGAAUUUUCGGGGAGCCCGGAGGCUCCGCGGCCCCGCGGCCGCUCCCAGGAAACGUUCGCAGAGUUUGGAUUCGCGGGAAUCCCAAAUUCCCAAAAUUCCGCCCCAAAUUCCCGGCGGGUUUGGGGAUGUGGAGGAGAAAAACGUGGAGAUGCAGCUGAAAUCCACCCCGGACCUGCUGCGGGACCAGCGGGAAUUGGGGGGUGGCGAAAACCCCACGGAGCUGAUCUACAGCAUCCUCAGGGAGGGGAGCUCCGAGAGCGAGAUUUCCCUGAAGAGAAAAACCUCGAGGCUGCUGCAGAAAUUCCAGGAGCUGAAUUCCGUGGGGGCUCCGGACUCGCCCCAAUCCCAAAUCCUGCGCGGAGCCCUGGACAGGAAAUCCCAGGAGCUGCAGCGGAGCCAGGCCCAGCUGGGUGAGCUCCAGGCCGCCAAGGAGCAGCUGGAGGCACGGCUGGGCCAGCUGGAGGAGCAGCUGCUGGCCACGAGCCACGAGCCCAGGAGUGACCCCAAGAGUGACCCCGACGCUCAGGAGCUCUACCAGGAUCUCCAGGAUCUCCAUUCCCAGCUGGACGUGGCGGUGGCCGCGCGGCGGCGCCUGGAGCGCGAGCUGGGCGCCCUGCGGGGGGCGCUGCAGGCCGAGGUUGCCAUGACCCCAUUUCCCACAUCCCAAAUUUCCCAUUUUCCCAAAUUUCCCAUUUUUCCCAAUUCCCAGGAUCUCCAGGAUCUCCAUUCCCAGCUGGACGUGGCGGUGGCCGCGCGGCGGCGCCUGGAGCGCGAGCUGGGCGCCCUGCGGGGGGCGCUGCAGGCCGAGGUUGCCAUGACCCCAUUUCCCACAUCCCAAAUUUCCCAUUUUCCCAAAUUUCCCAUUUUUCCCAAUUCCCAGGAUCUCCAGGAUCUCCAUUCCCAGCUGGACGUGGCGGUGGCCGCGCGGCGGCGCCUGGAGCGCGAGCUGGGCGCCCUGCGGGGGGCGCUGCAGGCCGAGGUGGCCGCGCACGAUUCCGACCUGGAGCGGCUGCGGGGGGAGCUGGAGAGGAGCCGGGGGCAGCUGGAGAGGAGUUUGGAGGAGAAAUCCAAGCUGGAGCAGGAAGGGGAAAAUUUGGGAAUUGAGGUUCGGAAUCUGCGGCGGGAGCUGGAGGAGAGCGCGGAGGAGGCGCAGCAGUGGCGGGAAAUGUUCCAGAAAAACAAGGAGGAGCUGCGGAAUUCCAAGCAGGAGCUGCUGCAGGCUCGGCUGGAGAGGGAGGAGUUCGAGGAGGAGCUUCGGGAACUCCGGGAACGAUUCCAGAACCGGAGCCACCCCCAGGAGCUGGGAAAGCUCCAGAAGAAUUUGGAAAAUCUCCGGGAGGAUUUGGAGAAGCUCCGGGGGGAGCGGGAUGAGGCCGUGCAGAAUUUGGAAAAUCUCCAGGAGGAUUUGGAGAAGCUCCGGGGGGAACGGGAUGAGGCCGUGCAGAAUUUGGAAAAUCUCCAGGAGGAUUUGGAGAAGCUCCGGAGGGAACGGGAUGAGGCCGUGCAGGCCAGGAUUUCUCUGGAAUUGUCCCUGGAGGAGUCGGAACAGGCACGGAAAAUUCUGGAAUCAUCCCUGGAGAAGUCACAGACCCAGAGGGAAAACCUGGAAAAGCUCCAGGAGAAAAUCAAGGAGUUGGAGUCGGAGCGUUCGGCCCUGGUCGGUUCCCGGGAUUCGCUGCAGCGGCGCCUGCGGGAGGAGCGCGAGCGCCUGAGCCGCGAGCUGGAGGAGAUGACAACAGAAUCCCAAAUUUCCAUGGCCUCUCUUCGAUCCCAGCUGGAAAAAUUCCAGGAAAAAUCCCGGAAGGAACUGGAAGAUUCCCAAAAAAUCGCUCGAGAGCGCGAGGCUGAGGCAGGAAAAUUCCAGGAAAAUCUUGGAAAACUCCAGGAUGAGAUUUCCAGACUGAAAGAAGCCCUGCAGGAAAUUCGGGAGGAGAGGGAUGGGCUGGUUCUGGACAAGGAGCUGCUGCUGCAGAAAUCCCAGGAGCUGGAACAGGAGCUGGAAAAUCGCAAACGAGCCCAGGAGGAACGAGCACGACAUUCCAAAGCCUUGGAGGACAAAUCCAAGCGCCUGGAGCUGGAGCUGGACGAGGAGAGGAACUCGCUGGAGCUGCUGAGUGAGAGGGUGACAAGGAGCAGGGAGCAGAUUGAGCAGCUGAGGGCGGAGCUGCUCCAGGAGCGUUCGAGCCGCCAGGACCUGGAAUGUGACAAAUCCUCCCUGGAGAGGCAGAACAAGGAGCUGCGUUCCCGGCUGGCGGCGGCCGAGGGGCAGCAGAGACCCGGGAGCGGCCGCAGCUCCCAGCUGGAGGCGCGGCUGGAGGAGCUGCAGGAGCAGCUGCAGGGCGAGGAGAGGGAGAAGAGCGCGCUGCUGUCGUCCAGCCGGAAGCUGGAGCGGCGGCUGAAGGAGCUGCAGCUGCAGAUGGACGAGGAGAGGCAGAGCAGCAGCAGCCAGAGGGACCAGCUGAACCUGCGGGUGAAGGCGCUGAAGCGGCAGCUGGACGAGGCCGAGGAGGAAAUCGAGCGCUUGGAAAACACCCGGAAAAAAUUCCAGAGGGAGCUGGAGGAGCAGCAGGAGCUGAACGAGCAGCUCCAGAGGCGCCUCAAGGCCAAGGAGAAGGAGGCCUGGCGCCGCGCCGUGGACUCGGCGCUGCAGGAGGAGCCGCUGAGCUCGGACGAGGAGCUGGGCUCGGCCUCCAUCGCCUCCCUGCUGAGCGAGGCCAGGCUGCAGGCCAGCUCCUGCUGAGAGCCCAGAAUUCCCAACAUUCCCAAAAUUCCGGGAAUGCUGGAGCCAGGACUGAGGCCGGGAUCAGCUCCAGGAUCAGCUCCAGGAUCAGCUCCAGGAUCAGCUCUGGAAUCGGAUCCGGGAUCAGCUCCGGGAUUGGUCCCAGCCUGGGAUCGGUUCUGGAUCAGCUGCCUCCUGCUGAGGAAACUGGGAAUGCCAGAAUUCCCAAAAUUCCCAAAAUUCUGGGAAUGCCGGAGCCGGGACUGAGGCCGGGAUCAGCUCCAGGAUCAGCUCCAGGAUCAGCUCCAGGAUCAGCUCCAGGAUCAGCUCCAGGAUCGGAUCCAGGAUCAGCUCUGGAAUCGGAUCCGGGAUCAGUUCCGGGAUUGGUCCCAGCCUGGGAUCGGUUCCAGGGUCACCCCAGGAUCAGCCUCCACCUGCUGAGGAAACUGGGAAUGCCGGAAUUCCGGGAAUUCCCAAAAUUUUGGGAAUUCUGGAGCUGGGAUCGAGGCCGGGAUCAGCUCUGGGAUCAUCUCCAGGAUCAGCUCCGGAAUCGAUUCUGGGAUCGACUCCAGGAUUGGUCCCAACCUGGGAUCGGUUCUGGAUCAGCCGCCUCCUGCUGAGGAAACCGGGAAUGCUGGAAUUCCCAAAAUUCCGGGAAUUCUGGAGCUGGGAUCAAGGCUGGGAUCAGCUCCAGGAUCAGCUCCAGGAUCGAUUCUGGGAUUGGUUCCAGGAUUGGUCCCAACCUGGGACUGGUUCUGGAUCAGCCACUUUCUGCUGAGGAAAUUGGGAAUUCUGGAAAUUCCAAAAUUCUGGGAGUUCUGGGAAUUCCAGAGCCGGGAUCAGGUCCAGGAUUGGCUCCAGGAUCCGUCCCAGAAUUCUGACAGGGAUCAACCCCGAAAUUCUAGCCCUGGAAUUCCAUCUGGGAUCAGCCCCAGAAUUCCAGCCCUGGAAUUCCAGCCGGGAUCAAUCCCAAAAUUCCAGCCCCAGAAUUCCAGCUCCAGGAUCAAUCCCGGAAUUCUGACCGGGAUCAGCCCAAGGACUCGGCCGCUCCAUCAGGAAUUUUCUGGGAUUUUCAGGAAUUUUCUGGGAUUUUCAGGAAUUUUCUGGGAUUUCCUGGGGACACUUUGGAGGAAUUCCAGGAAUUUUGAUUUCCAAUCCUUUCCCUUGGGCUCCUCCCGAAGGUGUUCGGAAUAAAAUCCAGCGGUUUAAGGGCA